Molecule: messenger RNA, 1506 nt
Organism: Phytophthora infestans T30-4
Lineage: Eukaryota; Oomycota; Peronosporomycetes; Peronosporales; Peronosporaceae
Exons: 5
Coding region: 1-1506 (501 amino acids)
Source: RefSeq, a predicted model, not a curated record
AUGCAGCAGUCUGCUACUCGCCUACGCUGUGACCCAACGGAUUAUGCCAAGCGGCAGCAAGAGAAGAAAGAGCGAGCUAAAGAACUUCGUACACAAAGACAGCGCGGGGUCUUCUCUGACGAGCAUACAUUCUCCCCAAAAAUAAACACGAGAGCUCGACAUCAUCCGCCGCCAGGUUCACGUGAAGAGCUCGAUCAGGCUUCAAAAUCGGACAGUAUGGCAUACCGAAACUACGACUACAACAACAAUCAUCAGGGCACGGACGACGGAAGCGACGCCCUGGAUUCCUUAUCGCGCAGGUAUCCGAAAAAAGCGUCGACAUCUGAGCAAAUGGCUUCGUUACAUGUUACGCCACUUGAUCCGGAGCAUGACUCCUUGUUCCGAGAAGUGAAACGAGCAACAGGAAGAGAGAUCGAAGACCUCCCUAUCAAGAAAACACUAGCGCCAUCACGGACAGGGAGCCAUACGGGUCCGUGUCUACGGAAUUCGAGUUGUGGUUGUCCGAAAUGUGGCGGUGGUGGCGUUGUCUCAAGUAACAUGAGUAAUGUCAAUGCGCAAGACGCACCUAUGCGUCGACGAGAGCUCAGGACCGAUCCGUAUCGAGAGAACACUGUGAUGGCAUCGCAAAACGAGAUGGGGAAUUCACUGAUGCUUCUCAAGUCCAAGAUGUCUCGUCGGAAAGCGCGGAGUGCACCAACGAAUCAGGCCUCACUGUUUGUAGAGACGAACACGCCUAGCGCUGUGAUUCACUCGGCACGCUUGCCAUCAUCCACCUCCAUGUAUCGAGAUACGCCGAGUCCACCACCAAGACAACAAGUGGCACCACGACGAGCUCCAGCUCAAGUAGCAGCUCCAGCUCCUCCUACCAAUCGCAAGACGCUCCUAGGCAAUGCUCAUGACGGAGAUAGCCACUAUCCUGCGCCGAUCAAUUCGGGGUUUAAUCUACCCGAAGAACUCGACGAGUACGGAGAUGGCUCGGAACAAAUGGAGCAGUGUCCGAACUGUAGUCGGAAAUUCAACGUCGUGUCAUUUCAGAAGCACCAGAAAGUUUGCGAAAAGGUUUUUUCUGGUCACCGCAAGGUGUUCAACAUGACAGCUAAGCGACUGGAAGGAACGGAAGCAGAAAAAAUAGCGAAGGAAGCCAAAGCGAAACACAAAGGUGCAGCUCGGAAGGCGCCUCUAUCAGCGACAGAGCAGCCGAUUAAGGUGAAAAGCGCUGCGGACUGGAAGCAAAAAAGCGACAUGUUCCGCAAUGCCAUGAAGGCCAGUCGAGACGUAUCGAAGGCAUUGAAGGAAGGGAAAGAGUUGCCUCCUAUGAUGCCGUCUGCGCCGGAUCCGAGUCUCAUCCAGUGCGAGUAUUGCAGCCGCCGCUUUAACGACAAAGCUGCAGAGCGCCACAUUAAUUUCUGUCGAGAAAAGACUCAACGUGACAGUAUGAAGGGAGGGGCGAAGCGAGCCCCAGCUCCAAAACCCGGAUCUCGAGCUGCAGCAACAAGAAGAAGAUAA